GUCGAUGACUUUUGGCUUGCUUGCUGAAGUUGUGUUGCUGGGUGGAUUGCUCUGUUAUCUAGAACUCGUGAUCACCACCUUGUUGACUGAUCUUCAUCAACGGUUACAUUGUGGCAAGUCUGCUCACAGGGCUAUAACAGCAAAGCAGGACGAAUCUGCUACAGACCUACACACACACCGGAGAGACAACCAUGACCACUUGGCUAUGACUCAUCAGGAGCUAUGGUGGCUUGGCACCGGAUAACCGCCCUCUCUUCGCUGCUCCAAGUCGGUGUGUUAUUAUUGCUGUUGUCGGCUCGGAGCAGCGGGAGACCGCAGCAGAAAUGUCUCGGCGGCAAGGCUUGUCAGCCCCCGAGACCCCCCGUGGUCCUCAUUCCGGGGGAUCUGGGAAACCAGUUGGAGGCGAAGCUGGAUAAACCCAGUGUGGUCCAUUACUUCUGCUACAAGAAGACUGACUCCUUCUUCACUCUGUGGCUCAACCUGGAGCUGCUGGUCCCUGUAGCCAUAGACUGCUGGAUAGACAACAUCAGGCUGAUCUACAACAGGACCACACACAGCACCUCGUCCCCACCGGGUGUGGACAUCCGUGUCCCAGGGUUCGGAAAGACCUACUCAGUGGAGUAUCUGGACCCCAGCAAACGCAGUGUGGGCAUGUAUUUCUUUACUAUAGUUCAGGCAAUGGUAGAGUGGGGCUACACCAGAGAUGUUGAUGUCAGAGGAGCUCCCUAUGAUUGGAGGAAAGCCCCCAAUGAGAAUAAAGAGUAUUUCCUGGCGCUGCAGCAGAUGAUUGAAGAGAUGGCGGAGACGGCUGGUGGGCCCGUGGUGCUCAUCGCUCACAGUAUGGGCAACCUGUACACCUUGUACUUCCUCAACCAGCAGCCACAGGCCUGGAAAGACCGAUACAUCAAAACUUUCAUCUCUCUGGGACCACCGUGGGCUGGGGUGGCCAAGACCCUCCGUGUGCUCACCUCUGGUGACAAUAACCGCAUCCCAGUGAUCAGCCCGUUGAAGAUUCGCUCCCAACAGCGUUCUGCUGUCACCACCUCCUGGCUGCUCCCCUAUGCCCACUCCUGGCCCAAAGAUCAGGUGUUGGUGCAGACGCCCACCACCAACUACACUGUGCUGGACUACAAGCGGCUCUACUCGGACAUCGGUUUUGAGGACGGCUGGCUGAUGCGGCAGGACACGGAGUCGCUGGUGUCUGACCUCACGCCUCCCGGCGUGGCCGUGCACUGCUUGUACGGCAGCGGCAUCUCCACGCAGGAGGGCUUCCAGUACUGCGACAAGUUCCCCGACGUGGAGCCCACGGCGGUGCCCGGCGACGGGGACGGGACGGUGAACCUACAGAGCGCCAAGCAGUGUGGGCGGUGGGUGGGGAAGCAAAAACAGCCUGUGACGUUAAAGGAGCUCCGAGGGAACGAACAUGUGAACAUGCUGUUGAACUCCACGACUGUGGCUUACAUCAAGACCGUGCUGUUCUCACCGUGAUGCUGGCCGAGGCUGAUGGCCGCACACACACACACACACACACACACACACACACACACACAUCUUGUCACUUUGCUUUGGUUAACAUGUUGGAAUCUUGUAGAAAAAUUGCAGAAAUUAACUUUUAACAUUUUAUAGCUUUAAUUAUACAACUUAUGUUAACGUCAGGUUGGGUAAGGCUAAAAAUAAAGACUUUUUUUUUUAACUAGUCUCAGCUUUUAAAGAGCCUGUCCCCACACCAACCAGGGAUAUACUGAGUGUGCCACUUCCCUCUGUUAUUAAUCAAAGUCAGAGGGUUUUAUUGUUGCGAAAGAGAUUUCUGAACUCCUCUGACUCUAAUGUUGUUAGGCUUGAUGGUAAAGCACAUACUGUUUUUGUAUCUUUCUCAGUGCAACAGGUAACGUUUCAGUGCUUGUAGUAGACUUUGUGCUUAUGAGUCGUGUGCAGAAGGACUGGAGCCAUGUCUUGGAUAUGGAAGUUUAAGUCACGUUGAAGCCACUCAAAGGUCAAACACGAUGAUUAAACAGUUUUAGACAAAAAUAAAUCUUAACUCAAAGUCCACUUAGUGGCUUAAUCAAGACUCGGCUCCUUCCAGAGUUUGCUCUAUUCUUUGAGGAAUGCAUGUUAUUUGUUUAAGAUUAUAUUUGGAGCUUUUGCCUUUUUUUUAUAAGAUAAUGUAGCCAAAGAUAGAGGAAAUGGGGGAGAGAGACUCGACCUUUGUACAUGAGGCGCCCCAAUGAUGGAAUUUCUAAGUUUAUUCAAAUUAAAUUCAUUUCAAAUUCUGAUCCUGAUUUCUUUCUUAUUGGCGGUACCAGGUAGAGCCCGGCUUUUUAUUGGAAUCAGUAUCUUAGUAUUUGUGCAUAAUUUAAGUGCUAGUUAUAUUACCUGCUAUGACAUUACCCUCUUUCUCUUCACUUUCCAUGUUCUGUACAUGUUGUGCCCUGGUUUGGUUUGAACCAGAAUUCUCCACAUGAUGGAUUUACACAGGUACGGAUGAGGGGACUUUUAUUGUUUUAUGGUAUAAAUAGGAUCUUUGCUUUACUGUUUUGACACCAAAUGUGAAGAGUUGUGUCCUUGCGCACAUGCAGUCAGUCUCUGACCUGAGUACUGUGCCAUCCAGCCCUCUGUGGGCCAGACCAAUGAUAUACUCUUGAGUAUCAUAUCUGCUGAGAACUAUCAAAUGUGUAUCAGAAACUUGUGUUGCCUUCUAUAUAGUAAAAUAUUUCAAAUAUUA
Cottoperca gobio is the source of this 2722-nucleotide messenger RNA. It is a transcript of the gene pla2g15, whose product is annotated as phospholipase A2, group XV. Lineage: Eukaryota; Metazoa; Chordata; Actinopteri; Perciformes; Bovichtidae. Bases 223 to 1488 code for a protein of 421 amino acids. The record is from RefSeq and is a predicted model, not a curated record. Gene Ontology annotation, biological process: lipid metabolic process. The transcript is spliced from 7 exons.